UACGGUUUUUUGUGUGUUUGCUAUUUUACUACAUUUUAUAUUUAACCCUUUCGACCCCAAUGUUGCCUGAGGGCAAUUUCGCUAGUUCAUAGGCCUACCACCAGCGUUAUUUUUGUUUUUGUUUAUUGAACCGAUAUGAUAACGGUAGUCUUAUGAGUCAGCACGUGGUGUGAUCAAAAAAAAAAUCACUAGUAAAUCAUUUAGCAAAGCAAUUUGAUAAAGACUGCAGCAGUGUCGGCGAAAAUUUAUUUCUGCAUGAAGGAGAACAUUUUUAAAAGAGAGAAUUUUUUAAAUAAUUGUAACAAAAAUUAUCAAUCUGUAAAUGAACUACUUUUCAGCGAUUGUUAAGUGAAAUAUUUUUGCAAGAAAAUUUCUUUAGUUUUAAACCAACAUCAGGUGAGUAAUUUUUACAUAUGCGAAGUUGCUUGUGAGCAACUUUGGGCAAUUGUGGUAUAAAAUUUCCAUGACUUUAGUUAUGAGGCCUCAAGAUAAAGGUUUGUCAAAUGAGGACGUACAACGAAUUUUAAACUUCGAUUGGGAUGUUUCAACUGAUGAAGAAAGUGGUGAUGAGAUAGAGGAUGUGUCUGCAGUGCUGGAGCAGAAUUUGCAAGGGAUUAUGGAAAGAGGGGAAAGCAUAGAAAUCGGACUUCUUGACAAUAUAAUUACGGAAGACAACGAGCAUGAAUCUUGUUCUAGUGAAGGGUUUUGCAUUGAAAAAAUUGAUUCGAAGGCAUUAAAAUGGAGAUCAAAGCCAUUUGAAGCUCCUGAAAGUGUAUGGAAGGCAGAUGUCGACUUGGAAAUUCACGACGUCAUGAUGCCCGUAGAAUAUUUUUCACAAUUUUUUGACUGUCGUGCUAUUGAUUUGAUCACGCAGCAAACUGAUUUGUAUGGACUUCAAGAACUGGGCCUUGAACUUAAAUGUACCAGUGUAGAAAUAAGACGAUAUAUUGGUACUCUACUGUACUUAGGUGUUUUAAAACUACCCCAAUUUAAAAUGGCAUGGUCUCAAAAUAUUAAGCUUACCGCUAUAACAGAUUCAAUACCUCGUAAUAGAUUUGACAAAAUUAAACAGUGUUUACAUUUUAAUGAUAACAGCAAGCAGCCUAAAAAAGAAGAUUUAAAUUAUGACAAGCUAUACAAGAUACGUCCACUGCUCGAUAUCAUCAGAGAAAACUUCAAUAAACUUCCUCAAGAAGAACAUCAAAGCGUUGAUGAGCAAAUAAUUGCGUUCAAAGGACGAUCAACGUACAAACAAUACAAUCCAGCUAAGCCUCACAAAUGGGGGUUGAAAAUGUUUACGCGUGCUGGAACGUCUGGACUUGUAUAUGAUUUCACGCUGUAUGUUGGUGAAGGCACCUGUCAAUCAUAUGGAUUGGGACUUUCCUCGGAUAUAGUUCUCUAUUUAGCGAAAACUAUUCCCAAACACAAGAACUUCAAACUUUAUUUUGAUAACUGGUUUACAUCAGUAAGCCUUCUGAUUGCAUUGAAGGAAAUAAAAUUUCAACUGGAAAUUGCUGAUGCCCUUCUGCAAUCUACGUCUUCUGCAGUUUCUAUGCAAAGAAAGCGAGGCAGACCGUCCAACGCAGAGAGGAAUGAUAGCGAUACAAACUCUCCAUCGAGCAGUGUGUCGUCGCAUAACACGAAAAAGUACAGAUUCCAGCCGAACCCUCCAGAAACGAAACGAUAUGAUAAGACGGAACAUUGGGUAGUAUUCGGUGAAAAAGGGCGCUGCAGGUUGUGCAAGACAGGAACUCCAAUGUCCAAAUGUCUUAAAUGUAAGGUCCAUCUUUGCUGCAAUAACAAUAAAAACUGUUUUUUGUCUUUUCAUACCUAAUUUUUCCCCAAUAAAUAAAAUAAAAUGCGAUUAGAAAAAAAAAAUAUUAAUAAAUUCUAUACCACCAUUGCCCAACGUUGCUCACAGGCAACAUUCUGUAGCGCUCAAACGGGUGGGAGUGGCGAGUUGAAAAUUUUACUAUACCUUUCUAGAAUAAAUAUAAUGAGAUUAAAACUAAAAAA
Molecule: messenger RNA, 2016 nt
Organism: Zeugodacus cucurbitae (melon fly)
Lineage: Eukaryota; Metazoa; Arthropoda; Insecta; Diptera; Tephritidae
Product: piggyBac transposable element-derived protein 4-like
Exons: 2
Coding region: 464-1834 (456 amino acids)
Source: RefSeq, a predicted model, not a curated record